ACGAAGCGGAUUACAGCGCCUGACAUCAGUCCUCCUCAUCCUCCUCCUCUUCCUCCUGCUCCUGUUCCUGCUGCUCAGCUGAUCCGGAGGAUUCCCUCUGCGGGGACACUCAGCACAGCCCCGCCUGUAUGCUCGCCUCCGCUCGCCUCCAUCAUGGACUUCAACGUGAAAAAACUGGCUUCUGAUGCGGGGGUCUUCUUCACCCGGGCCGUGCAGUUCACAGAAGAGAAGCUUGGCCAGGCUGAGAAGACUGAGUUGGAUCCACACUUGGAGAACCUGAUCACUCGUGCCGACUGCACCAAGAAUUGGACUGAAAAGAUCUUAAAACAAACAGAGGUGCUACUGCAGCCCAAUCCAAUUGACCACACUGGUGCUCGGAUCGAGGAGUUCAUCUAUGACAAGCUGGACAAGAAGCUUCCCUCCAGGACGACCAACGCGGAGCUUCUGGGUCAGUACAUGCUGGACGCUGCCAUCGAAUUCGGUUCAGACACGCCAUACGGCAAAACCCUGAUCACAGUAGCGGAAUACCAGAAGAGGCUCGGAGGAGCCGAGCGCGAGUUCCUCCACACUUCGGCCGUCACUUUCCUCUCACCUCUGCGCAACUUCCUGGAGGGAGACUGGAGGACCAUAUCAAAAGAGAGGCGGCUGCUGGAGAAUCGCCGGCUGGAUCUGGACAUCUGUAAGGCACGCCUGAAAAAAGCCAAGCUGGCAGAAGCCAAAGCAGCGGCUACACCUGAUUUUCAGGAGACUCGGCCUCGAAAUUAUGUUCUUUCUGCCAGUGCAUCAGCGCUGCAGAGCGGCUGGGCGAGCUGGGACGUGGAGCCCGACCCGGUCGUGUCAGAGCAGAGGAAGCUGCUCAGUGAGGAAGUGGACAAAGCAGAACAUGAGCUUCGCGUGGCCCAGACGGAGUUCGAUCGCCAGGCUGAGGUCACCAGGCUGCUGCUUGAAGGCAUCAGCAGCACACAUCUCAACCACCUGCGCUGUUUGCAGGACUUUGCUGAAGCUCAGGCCACAUACUACGCUCAGUGUCAUCACUACAUGCAGGACCUUCAGCGGGAGCUCAACAGAUGUGCUAAUGCUGUCAGUGCACCCCACUCCACUGCCUCCGUCUGCCCCAACCCCGUGUCCCCCGCCUUUCUGUCUGGACCGGCAUCCUCCGGAGCCGCUGUCCCUGCCUCCUCCUCCUCAUCCAGCCAGAAGCCGGUCACGCUCGCCAUGGAGCAGUCACAGCUGCCCGUCACGGGUGCCAGGAAGGCCAGGGUCCUGUAUGAUUAUGAUGCCCACGACACCAGUGAGCUGUCAUUGUUGGCUGAUGAGCUCAUUACCGUCUACACCGUACCAGGAAUGGACCCCGACUGGCUGAUCGGAGAACGAGGAAACGAAAAGGGCAAAGUACCCGUCACCUACCUAGAACUGCUGAGCUAAUGGACCAAGCAACACACACACACACACACACACACACACACACACACACACACACACACACACCC
Messenger RNA from Pelmatolapia mariae (spotted tilapia), 1490 nucleotides. Its product is annotated as endophilin-B2-like. Gene Ontology annotation, molecular function: protein binding. The record is from RefSeq and is a predicted model, not a curated record. Gene Ontology annotation, cellular component: membrane; cytoplasm. Lineage: Eukaryota; Metazoa; Chordata; Actinopteri; Cichliformes; Cichlidae. Gene Ontology annotation, biological process: membrane organization. The transcript has 13 exons. Bases 154 to 1425 code for a protein of 423 amino acids.